AGGACAUUGACAUUUGCAGUGCUCGCGUGGGGUUUGCAGGAAUUGCUUAGAGACUAGUAUUUGUUUUAUGGAAAAAUACAUUAUAAUAUAUUUCAUGGAAUUCUAGUGAAAAUUCUUUUUUAUACACUAUAUGGUAAUUUAUAAAUAUUUCUAUAAACUUUGCAAAGUUAGUGUAAUGGAGUUAUAUUAACUAAAACAAGGAUUUAAGUGAUUUGUAUUUCAAUGUUUUUGGCGGGUGCAUUAUGUUCAGAACGUUUUAUUUAUGAUAAACUGUGUCCUUAGUGAAUAUUUUUGUGCUUUUAAAUCAUCUCAAACAAAUAGUGAUAUUUUACGAGAUCUACUACGUGAUUUAGUGAACUUAGAGAGAAAUCCAAAACGAUGGAAACUGGUUCAGCGUUAUCUAAAGUUGAAUCACAUUCAGAAGAUGACCUCACUAAUUUAUUGGGCGCAGAUAUAAUAACUAAGGAUUGGAUACUAAUGAACUCACCAGUUCCCAUAGUAGUGAUCAUCGGCAUCUAUUUGGUAAUCAUUUUGAAGAUAGGUCCAGCCUACAUGGAUAAAAGAGAACCUUACGACAUGAAGACUGUUAUGCGACUUUAUAACAUUUUUCAAGUUAUUUACAACAGCGGUUUAAUUUUAAUACCGUUUUAUUAUUACUACGAACACAUACCAUAUUGUGUGGCCAUCAGUUGUAGAAUUCCGACCGAGUAUGAUGAAAACAUCAAUGAAUUGAAAAACAUGUACCUCAUACUGUUUUGGAACUUCUUGAUUUUGAAAAUCGUCGACCUUUUAGAUACGGUAUUCAUGGUGAUGCGGAAGAAAAAUUCACAUAUAACCUUUCUUCAUGUAUACCACCAUGUGGCUAUGGUAGUAUUCACUUGGUUUACGGGAAAGUAUAUAAAAUCACAUCAAGCAGUAUUUCCGGGCUUCAUUAAUAUAUUAGUCCACGCUAUAAUGUAUAGUUAUUACUUCCUUGCAACGUUUGGACCAUCUGUAAGAAAAUAUCUUUGGUGGAAAAGACACCUUACUAAACUUCAGCUGGCUCAAUUUGCAGUAGUUAUGUUGUAUAUUUUCCUUCUCUACUACAAUGGAUGUCCUAUCUCCAGAGUUUUCACGUAUAUCUGGCUCUUCAAUGUCUUCAUCUUUCUAUGCCUAUUUGCAAAUUUUUAUGUAAAAGCAUACAUUUUAAAAUCCUCAAAACAAACAAAGUCCUUAUAGCAACAUAUUUUUAAUUAAUUAAACACUGUGAUACAA
Messenger RNA from Homalodisca vitripennis (glassy-winged sharpshooter), 1254 nucleotides. RefSeq names its product elongation of very long chain fatty acids protein 4-like. The coding region runs from base 379 to 1218 and encodes 279 amino acids. Gene Ontology annotation, molecular function: fatty acid elongase activity. NCBI's taxonomy places the organism in Eukaryota, Metazoa, Arthropoda, Insecta, Hemiptera, Cicadellidae. The record is from RefSeq and is a predicted model, not a curated record. Gene Ontology annotation, biological process: sphingolipid biosynthetic process; very long-chain fatty acid biosynthetic process; fatty acid elongation, polyunsaturated fatty acid. The transcript is spliced from 7 exons. Gene Ontology annotation, cellular component: endoplasmic reticulum membrane.